This is a messenger RNA of Pelodiscus sinensis (Chinese soft-shelled turtle), 2547 nucleotides long. The record is from RefSeq and is a predicted model, not a curated record. NCBI's taxonomy places the organism in Eukaryota, Metazoa, Chordata, Testudines, Trionychidae.
AAUGAAGGAGAAAAAAUCCAGCGAUUGUGGAAUCAGCCACCUCCCCGCUGUCACCCUGGCGCUGCACUGCUUGGAUGGCGUCUUCCUCUCCCCCAGCGAGAACGACUUCGUCUGCAAGGUCACUGAGGAACUAGACCGUUUUCUGCUCCAAAGCCAGCAUGAAAAAGUUCUCUUGUUCCCCCCGCUGUCCAGCCGCCUCAGGUACCUGAUCCACAGGAACGUGGACAAUGUCGCUUUGUUAAGCAGCUUUUCUGUCGGGGAAGGAUGGAAGAGGAGGACUGUCAUAUGUCACUCAGUCAUAAGGUUGCCUGAGGAGGCUGGCGAUCAAAACGGUUCCUGCGGCAACACGGCGAGAGCUCACCGCCCUCUCCAGGCACGAAGCAGGGGUGGCAGAGCCGCAGGGCCGCGCAACGCAGAGCUGCCUACCGAUGGCUCUCGAGUCAACCGAGGAAUCGGCAGGCCCAGGCGGCCGCCCCGGAGAAAGCCGGAUAAAGCUUUGUAUGUCCCCAGGGGGAUGCGUGAAAAACGGGAGGAGCUGCAAAACCAAAGCCCAGCAGCGGCGGCAGCCAGAGAUGAACCAGAUGUUGGGGUGGUGCAAGAGGAAGGGACCCCAGAAGAGUUAGGUAACUUUGAGGGCACUACAGAUUCCAGCAGGGUCGCAAGUAAUAUCGAUCCAGAGCCUGGCAAGGAACUUCCUGAAGUCCAGGGCCUUAGAGAGGCAUAUGAAGAACAUAUUACGGGUGAAGUCAGUGGAGAUAACAGUAACAAGUGUCCAGUGGACUGUUCAGAUGCCCCUUUGCUGGAGUGCACCAGAAACCUUUCCAUAUUGGAGAGCCAGGAUAAAGACAGGUCUGAUGGCCCUUGCAGCAAACCACUCUCCCAACCAGAAGACCAGGACGACCGCAGCACAAAUUCCACUGUAUCGGAGGGUAGCAAAAAUCUACACCAGGUAGAAGAUCAAGAUAAAGACACCAUGGAUGCCAGUGUACCGGAGUGUAGUGAAAACUUACCAGUCUUAGGAAAUCAGGAUACAGUGGCAUUUGUACAGCCUUUCUCAGAGUGUAGCAAAAACCUCUCCCUUCCAGAAGGGCAGAAUAAAGAGUCUGUGGACGCCUCUCUGUUGGAAGAAAGCAAGACCUUUUCAGUGCUAGAAAACCAGGGGGAGGGGUGUACCGACACCAUCGUACGUGAGUGCAGCCAAAACCAAAGUCUCCCAGAAGACCCGCAUCCAAGAUGUAUGGAUACCCCUGGGAUGGAGUGUGGUAAGAGCCCGUCUAUACCAGCUGACCAGGAUAAGCUCCGCAUGGAUACCUCUGUUCCGGGCCGGGUGUUGCUCCCAGAAGACCGGGAUGAAGACUGUACAGUCCUGGCGGGCAGACUGCGGUGCGGGUUGGAAUUAUCUGUGGAGGAGAAAGACACGGAAAACCCGGCAGUGAAUGAGCAGGAGGGGGCCCGCCUAGAGGAGGACUCUGAUGCCGAACUCUUGCAAGAGAUUGCAGCCUAUGUGACUGUGAAGGACAUAACCAUCGAGAAGAUCCAGUUUGACUAUUCCAGCUACGGGGACGCACAGAUCAACGAGGGAGACUUUGGACACGUUAUCGAGAUCUACGACUUCUCGCCAUCCCUGAAAACGGAGCAUCUGAUGGAAGCGUUUUCAGAGUUCCACAAGAGUGGUUUCAAAAUUCAGUGGGUCGAUGACACACACGCCCUGGGUAUCUUUUCCAGUCUGGCAGCAGCAUCUCAGGCCUUGGGACAGAGUUAUCCUUCUCUGAAGAUCCGAUCCUUGAUCCAUGGGACGAGACAGUCUAAAAUCAAGGCACUUCAGCGACCCAAGCUCCUUCAGCUGGCGAAAGAGAGACCCCAGACAGACACCGCCGUGGCCAGGAGGCUGGUGACCAGGGCUCUGGGCCUGCGGCACAAGAAGCAGAGAGUCUCAGGCGGUGACGUGCUCCAGCCUGAGAACCUGGACCAGGAAGAGGAAACUGGAUCUGAGCCGAAGCCGAGCUUGGAAGGAGCCCGGGUGGCAUAGCGAACUGCUUGCUGACCAGUGAGUUGCCAGUAGGGUGCUGUUUGUGGAGGUUUUCUUUAAACGGGGGGAAGGGAAUAAGUUGACUGUUGUUGUUGAACCCCCUUUGUUGCAUUCUGGGAAACAGGCUGUCUCGCUAAUCCAGGGUAUGGAGGCAACCAUAAAACUAGCUCUUUACUAUGGAGAGCAUCUUAUCUUGUUCCCCAGCAGGUGUCUAGCAGCACCCUGCCAAAGUGGCUCCUACCCAGUUGGGUGUGGUUGGGAAUCUCAGCCUCACACCAGUGGUCUGCCGUGGGGCUGUCUCCACACCGUUAUCUGAGCACUCCAUUCUUUUAAAAGGCAACACCUGUAGUAAGAGCUGCCCUAGGAUGUGGGUUGCGGGGAGGGAACACUUGUGGCCUCUGCUGGAUUGCAAGCAAGAAACACAGAGCAACGCAUUUGCGGGAGUCAAUAGCUGUUUACUGUUUACUGCCACGUGUAAAGCGGAUGUUUGUCAAAAUAAAGUUAUACCCCAGAACUGA